AUGCGGAAUGCACGAAUUGGUGUAAAACAGAAGUUUAAGCAAAUUGAGGACAGUAUUUCAAGCAGCUUAAAAUCUGAUAAAAUGUCCGAAAAUAAUCAACGCAAUCAUAAAAAGAUCGCCACGGCUCAAAGUUCGAAAAAUGAACAUCAAUUCAACGGUCCAGACGAUGGGAAUCAAUGUAAAAAAAUUUAUAAGACUGGAAAUUUUGAGAACCUUAUUAAACUUCUCGAAGAUCUGAAAACUACUAUUUUGGAAUCAACUAAAUGUGGAAAAUCUAAUCUGAGAGAAAGCACCAUUGUCGAUAUGGAGGCAGUCCUAAAGCAGAUCAAAAGUCGUCUGAAUGAGUCGCAGAUGAAAGCAAAGCUGGAGGGUUCUGAAGAAUCUAGUUCUAGUGUGGUAUCCAUGAUAAAAGAGGUUGAGAAUAGUAUAAAGGGCUUAAAAAAGCCCAUUCCUUCUCCCAAAUCACUUCUUUCAUCUUUGAAACCCUCACCUUUGAAGAUGAAUUCACUUGACGUUCCCCGUUCGGAUACUAAAGCCAAUAAAAAUAUUCGAUGCCCUAUCAAUGCAACAAAUUCAUCUCCUUCUCCCAAACAAUCACCGUCUGUAAAAACAAGUAAUGCUCCCAAAAAUCAAUUGAAGCCAAAUGAAGAAAUCGCAGAAGCCAAAACCAAUGGUACCGGAUCUAGACAUUCUAGGCACUCUAUUGAAGGUCAAAGGAGUACCACUCCAUCUUUUAAAUAUUCUCUUACCAAGAAAGAUAUGGUAAAACCCAGAACGCCACAACAGCUCACCUUAACAAGAACAGCAGUUGAGAAACCUAAAAUAGGAUCAGCGCCAUCAAAGCCAAGCCCAGAAACCAGAAAUGUUGACCAAGCUACUGAUAAAAGCCAACAAAAAAGUCAAUCAUCUCCUCCUUCAGAGAAUCGAAAAAACGUUAUUGAGUCGCGGAUUCCCGUUAAUAAAGAUACAGGUAGAAAGCUGUCUACGGUUCUUUCAAAGGUGGGCAACUCUCUUCGGCGGCAAUCAGGAAGAAGUCCGCUUUCAAGGAUGAAUUCACCUAAUCGAGAGCCUAUCGAAUUAUGUUCCAGAAUACUCAAAUUUUGCAAGGAAACUAAUCCAUCUUCCCCGGGUGAAGUUAAUCCAUUCCAGACUUAUACUCCCGAAGGACUUUACGAGAAGCUUAACGCUAUGGGACCAGAAGGUCAAGAAUUUCUUAAAAACGCCCAAAAUUAUCUCGAUCGGUCUUACCAUAGUGAUGCUGAUGGAGAAAAUAUUCGUGAAGAACCCGAUGGUGGACCAUCAAUUUCAAGAAAAUUAGAAAAUGGAGUUUCACAAGAAAAUUCAAUCCAAAAGAAGUCAGCGGAUCAGAAUAAUUUCGAAAACGAUUCGAUCAAAGUAUUGCUGCAAGAUUUACGAACGAGUGUGAAGAAUUUAGAAUUAAAUUGCGGAGUAGGUAAAACAAAUGCAGUUCCAGAAGUUGGAGGUUUACUCAGAGACGGUCUGCUUAGUGCGCACCCCUCAAAUCAAAUGUUGCCAGAGUCAGAAUUUUGCAGUCAGAUCUGUAAAACUACUCAGGAUCCCUGCGAUAAUGUAAACCCUGAAAAGUAUGAUGGAAAUGCCCAAAGCAAAGUUUCUCCAAUGUCCAAAAUCAGUUCUUUUCCUCAAUCUCAAACGAUGACUAACAUUAGGACUACGUUAAAUGACAUCUGUCAGAACAUUGGAGGAAUGGAUAUCAAAGAUCAAUCUGGACCUGGCAUUGACGUUCUUAACAUGCUGAAUGAUGUACGGAACACUAUAAAGUCAAUGUCUACAAGACAGGAGACGCAAUCUCCACAACCAGAGGUUCUUUCUGCUCUUAAAGAAAUUCGAGAGACAAUCUAUACUGUGGAAGAAAGAAACCAGCAGGCACAAGAGAGAACAAAUCAAGAAAUGAUGAAUAUUCUAGACUGUGUAAGAAAAAGUAUUCGUUCAGUCGAGACUUCCAAGAACGAAAAAGCAGCAUUAACGAACCAACAAAUUGUGGACUCAUUGAAAGAAAUGCGUCAGUCUGUAACUAACUUGGAAGAACGGUCACUUACCCCCGAAAAGAUUUUGAAUCCCAAAGUGGCAACUCUUCUUAGUGAGAUUCGAUCAAGUAUUAGAUUUAUGGAAUCUUCACGAGCUAAUCAGCAAAGUGUAGCUGACACUAGCAUGAUGAAUGCUCUUCGUGAUAUUAAGAAAAGUUUGGUUUCGAUUGAAGACAAAAGGAAUUCAGAAGUAUUAAAGAGACCAAGCGUGAAUAUGUUUGUUUUGGGGAGAAAACCAGAAAACCCUGAAGAGGCGAUCACGUCACCAUAUAAAUGCUCGGCUAUUCAAAACUCUAAAACCACUCCAGACUGGCAUCAUGAGUCAAGACAACAUCAGGAAGAAACAAAUCCAGUUUCUUCUACAGUGGGCACAAAGAUAACGCCUGCUUUUGAAGAAAAUUAUGUCAAGAAAGUCUUGGAAGACAUACGGCAAAGCAUGCAACAAAUUGCAGCCCUAAAGCCUCCAACAUGCGAUGGAACAGAAUUGAAACAGAGCAUUGAUGAAAUUAAGCAGGAAAUUCGAUCACUAUUGGGAGGACAGUCGGAGUCCUUACCACAGUAUUCCGAGCGAACAUCUAUACGGAAGUUAUCAGAAAAUGUCACAGAUAUUAAGACGGGAAUGAAGAGCCUAAUAGACAAUAUACCAGUAAUUGUAGAUGCCGCUAGAACAGAUCAAAUACCUAGUAAAUCGGGUAUAAGGGCAUGUACAAAAAUGAAAUAUCCAAUUGAUAAUGAGGAAUCAUUCUACCAAUCAGAAGAAGAUAAAACCUCUCCCAUAUGCAGAAAAGUACUGGAUAUUAUGUCAGAAAUUAAGGCUGAAAGUGGUGCGAAUCUGCCAAGAUUUUCAAAUAAAGAUGGAGGUUCGAAUAUAUAUAAUCAAAUUAAUUCAGUGGAUCAAUUACCUUCAACGUUCACUUUCAGUUUCGUUGGACAUCAACCACCAGAUAUUAAUGAACCAAUAGUUAUCAAUAUAAAUGGAAGAAAUUUUAAAUGCUCAAGGAUUUAG
Messenger RNA from Rodentolepis nana, 3072 nucleotides. NCBI's taxonomy places the organism in Eukaryota, Metazoa, Platyhelminthes, Cestoda, Cyclophyllidea, Hymenolepididae. The record is from the annotation of a GenBank genome assembly.